GCUGUCAGUCGUGGACUUCUUUUGAACGCUCUCGAUGGCGUUACAAAAUAUCUGUCAUCAGUCACGACUGCACGACAAUUGGUCUAAACUUGUAACUCACGCAGGGCUCCUGCUGCCAGCCAGUCUUUCCGGAUGUCCAAGUACAAAGUCUUUGUGAUGAGGCAUGGAGAAGGGGCCUGGACCAAAGAGAACCGCUUCUGCAGCUGGGUGGACCAGAGGCUGAGUGAGGAUGGGGUCAAGGAGGCUCUAGCGUGCGGUCACCUCCUAAGAGAGGCAGGCUACCACCUGGAUGUGGUCUUCACAUCCCUGCUCAGUCGCUCCAUCCACACAGCCUGGCUGCUGCUAGAGGCCAUGGGGCAGGAGUGGGUCCCAGUGGUGAAAUCGUGGCGGCUGAAUGAGCGCCACUAUGGUGCUCUGAUCGGGCUCAACCGCGCCGAGAUGGCCCUAAACCACGGCGAGGAGCAGGUGAAACAGUGGAGGAGGAGUUACGACCUCACGCCACCGCCUAUCGACAAAUCACACCCUUACUUUCUGGAGAUCUACAACGACCGGCGGUAUUCUACUUGCGAUGUUUCUAAAGAGGAUCUCCCUAAGUCGGAGAGCCUGAAGGAUGUCUUAGAGAGGCUCCAGCCAUACUGGGAUGGCACCAUUGUGCCGGAGAUCAAACAGGGGAAGUCGGUGCUCAUCUCUGGCCAUGGGAAUAGCUGCAGGGCACUGCUGAAACACUUACAAGGUAUCUCAGAUGCUGAUAUCGUCAACGUGACGUUACCCACAGGAACGCCCAUUCUGAUUGAGCUGGAUGAAAACUUCCGGCCCACCAAACCCAUGCAGCUCCUAGGAGACCAGGAAGCAAUCCAGGCAGCCAUCAGGAAGGUGGAGGAUCAGGGGAAGGUCAAACAAACAGCCUGAUUGGCCUGAAUCUAGUCAACUGAAAACUAGUCAUUCUAGAUUCAAAAAUCUUGUCAACUGAAUUAUAUUCAUUGUAGAUACUAGUGAUUGUAGAAUCUAAUCAACUGUAUUCUAGUCAUUCUGGAGUGGAUUCUAGAAUCUAGUCAACUAAGACUAAUAUAUGAAUUUGCCCAGGCCUGGGCUAGCACUUAUUUGGUUGCCUGUUAUGCACCAUUAAUCAGAUUCACUCAAAGCUGAAUUCUUGAUUUAAUUAAAUCAAUAUUAAGUACAUGCUAUUGUAGUCAGUAAGUCUCACAGUGAAUUGACUAUACAUAAUCGUGGUAUGGACUUAACCCAGACUACCCUAUUGGGUGCAACAAGGAAACAAAAUAAUAUUGUUUGUACAGAAAUAAGUUGUGUGCUGAAGGGAGUUACAUUAACAGGCAUAUUUAUCGUUAACAAGCAUAUUUGGUAAUAGGCUGACUAAGCGUGUAUUGAGGCAUUAAAGGAAUAGCAGAAAGUGAAACCAUCAAAUGUUCCUUUAAAAAAAAAAAAACAUUUUCAAACCUCUGUCACUGCCAUUAUUCUCAAUUUCUGUAGGACUUUGCGAUGCAAUUUUGUUAGUUCUUACAAGUGAAUUAUGACUGACAGAAUCUAGCAGUAGAAUAUGAGCCAGCACUAACAUGUACAAAUUAUGUUAUUUAUCAAGAAACUUUAAAAGCACUUCAUAACAAGUAUUACCUCAUUGAGACUGACAGCCAGGCUAUUCAUUCCAAGACAGGUCGGUGAUUGUGUGAUCAAAGCUUCUUUUAGUACAGUAAUGCUGUAAAUGUGUUGUUGAAAAAGAUAGGUCAAACUUGAUAAGAACAUGUCCGCUCAUAUGCUACAUGCUAGUUUAAGAGAAGUUCAUAUGAAAUAACUGUAGUGCUCAUGCGGUUAAUCAUAAAAUACCUACGUUGACAUGCUGAUUUAUGACUUGCGGUAUAAUUUGACACAAAAGCUUCUCUUGUUUCAAUUUGUGACCCGCCACCAGGAUUCGGUCCUAUGUAGCAAAAUUUGAAAUUGUAUUUUUUACAUUGGAUGAAAGUAGAGACUCAGAGCUAGAAAAUGGUAAUUGAUACACUGCAGCUGAGGAACAAUGGAAAAUUAAUUCUGCUUUGAAUGUUGAUAAACUUGUAACCCCAUUUUUGAGAAAGUUGCUAUUAAUGUUUUGGUACACCUACUGGAGAGCUCUUCUUUGUCUACACCCAUUCAAGAUUGUUCACACCCUCUUAAGCCUCACCCAUCUCUUUAAGGAUUCAUAUGUGAGCCCAUGUGCUAAACAGAGGGAGUAGUGUAGUAAACAUCUAAAGAUUUCUAGGCUAAAAGGGGUAAAAGUGGUAGCCUACAAUAAGGGAAAAACUCUAGGUAAAAAUAUACUUUAUCUAGUCCUAUAUCCUAAUCUGACUUUGGUGCAGGUCAUGUUGUUCAACACAUUACUAGCUCUGGUAAACACACACUAUAUCAAAUCAAAUCUAUGUUUAUUUAAGGUGUAAACGGUACAGUGAAAUGGUUACUUGCGUAGUAGUAAUAUAAAAACAGAAAGAGUCCAGAUAAAAAUUUUGUAUAGUUAUUAGAUGACGCUUACCCUGACAAACCUGUCUAAAUUGAUGGGUCAUGUGUAACCACCCCACGGCCACAUCUAGCUAAGUGGAUGGGUCACUAUUGUCUAGACAUGUACACUUGUUCAUGAAAUACAAUAGAUGUCUGUAAUCAACCCGUCACACCUGGCGAACUCGAUGUAAUCAUCUGGCGAAGUUCAGUCUUUUGUUUAGACCUGCAGCUAGCUAAACAAUGAACCGGCAUAAUCCCAACUCAAUCUACAACCAAUAGAAACAUUUUCAUAGCUGUAGUAUGUAGCUGUGGUGGUAAAGCUAACCAACUAGGUUCAACGUUAGCUAGGUAACAUUAGGCUAUAACUAGCAUGGCAAAUGGAUUUCUGAUUUCAAUACAUUUUAUUUUUUAAUUGCAACAAUAGUAACAAUAUUACACAUCAAUACAGGGACAUUCCUGUGAAUACAAUAAAAACAAUGAAAUAAUAAAACACCAGGCAACCCCCCCCCCCCCAAAUAGAAUAAUUCAGGACAUUAUUAAUGUGACAAGGCAAUGAGACAUUAACAGCCAUUCAGAGACAUGACUUUUUCAGAGACAUGAAUUUUUCCAACUUUUUAAGUUUCACAAGUUUGACAGAUUUAUAAAAUUGUAACAGUUCAAUGAAAAAAAAAAAAAUACAAAAUAAGACAUUUUUCCACCCCAUUUACAUUUGUGAAUAUAAUAUUUGGCCAAGAGAAUAAUAAUGUUAAUAAAAUAGUUAUGAUCGGAAUUACAAGGACAAGCAAAAUGUAAUUUAACUUCAUCAAAGGUAAACAUAGGUAAUUCUGGAGAUUUUAUACACAACCAUUCAUGAAUUUCAAUCCAUAGUUUACUAGAAUGGCGGCAUGAAAAAAAUAAAUGCUCUAUAGAUUCUGAAUCAGAGGAACAAAAAACACAAGGCAUUUUGUCAAAAUUGAAUCUUUUGUACAAGAAAUCAUUAACAGGGAUGACUAGACAAGUAAGGUAAAAGGUAGUCGCUUUUGACCAUAGCAUGGGUUGGUCACUUCCAUAGCAAUAUAUCGAAUUAUAAUCACCAAAAAUUACUUCAUUAACAGCCAAUCGUAUCCACUUAUUGUUGCAUUUUUUUAUCCAAAAGAUUCACGUCAUUAAUUUGCAAACUUGGAAAAGAGGGAACAACCUCAUAAUAUAACAAACUGUUCUUAAUAAGUCAAAGUAAAGGAAGUGAAAUUGCUUUGCAAAUCUUCAUAUGUUCUCUCUGAGUAAUAUUAACCUGAAAUUUACCAAUGAACUCAUCAAAUGGCAAAAACUCCCCAGUGUUGUCUACCAAAUCGCAUACAAAAUGAAUACCCUUGUCAAACCAAAGGCCUUUGAAAAUGGAAUUCCUAUUAAUUUUAAUAACUCUAUUAUUCCAAAUCAAUGUUUUGUGUGUGUGUGGGGGGGGGGGGAUUGUGUUUGAAUAUCAUUUUCCAGAAAAAUAACAUUUGCUGGUGAAACUUAGACAAUUUCACAGGUACUUUUGGAGGGUCAAAAUCACAUUUCAUUAGGAAUUCAAGUCCACCAAGUUUAUUAAACAGACUGUUAGGGAUGUGAUACCACAUAGAGGUAAGAUUAGACAGACACAAUUUCAACCAUUUAAUUCUAAAAGCACCCAUUAGACUCAAAAUCAAUAGCCUGUAAACCUCCACGAUCAUAGUCUCACUAAUUGUGAUUUCUGAAUUUGUGUUUUAUUCCUCCAAACAAAUCUAAAUAUAACAGAAUUUAAAAAAAUGUAUGUUAUUAGAAGAAAGAAAAAGGGACUGAUUUGGUUUAUCUAGAAUCAUUUACCCAUCUGUCUUGGACAAAAGAAUAUGACCCAAAAUUGAGAUAUAUCACAUUGCAGCCACUGACUUUAUUAAACUCUCAUGGAAUUAAUCCUAUUAUCGAUGUUUAAAGAUUCUCGAUCUGAAACAUUUUUUGUGAUAACAAUUCCUAAAUAUUUAACUUCCUUUUUAACAGGUAUGGAGGCAAUGUUGAUAGUCACAGCAAAGAAUUGGCAUGAGAUCACAUUUGUUAAGGAUGAGAGUCAACCCAGAGGCCAUAGAACAUUUCUUGAUUCUCUCAAUAGCCAAGGGAAUAGACACUCUAUCCUUUAGGAAAAGGGCAGUAUCAUCUGCAAAUUGACUGAUAUUUAUAUCUUUACCAAAAAAACAGGUCCAUUUUAAAUUCUCAGAUUUGUUAAGAAAUAUGGCUAGUAAAUCUGUGGCUAAAAUAAAUAAGAGGGGAGAUGGGACAACCCUGUAUAAUUCCUCUAGCAAUAGAGAAACGAGGGGAUGUACCAUUACUAAUAGCCACCGAACUGCUAAUAUUAUACAGUACAUUAUCCUUAUCACUUAACAGAAAUCCUACCAAAACCCAAAAGUAGAGUUCUAAAUUAAAAGUUGUUCAGGCAUCCCUGUAGCUCAGUUGCUAUAGCAUGGUGUUUGCAACGCCAGGGUUGUGGGUUCGAUUCCCACGGGGGGCCAGCACAGAAAAAAUAAAAAUGUAUGAAAUGUAUGCAUUCACUACUGUAAGUCGCUCUGGAUAAGAGCGUCUGCUAAAUGACUAAAAUGUAAAUGUAAAAUGUCUAAAGUGUCAAAAGCCUUAAAAAAAAUAAUCUAAAACCAAUAUAAAUUCAUCAUCUUCUAUGAACACUGUAAUCUAAAAUAUCUAAAACCAAUCGUUUAUGGUUAUGGAUACUCCUUCCUUUAAUGAAGGCUGAUUGAGUUUCACUGAUUAUAUCAUUAAAGCCUUUUUUUCAGCCUAUUGGCAUAGACAUGGCUAGUAACUUAUAGUCAGUUGCCAACAAUCUGAUUGGUCUCCAAUUGUCCAGGUAAAUAGAGUCUUUAUUUGGUUUGGGUAUAAGAACCAAUACCCUCUUUGUAGACCGAAAGCAAUAACUCUCUAAUAUCAGGCCAAAAAUGUUGAUAGAAUUCAGGAGUCAUGCCAUCCGGUCCAGGAGAUUUACCUAUAGGCAUUUGUUUAAUGGCUUAGUCCAACUAAGUAAUAUCUAUAUCAGAAUCACAGAGUUUCUUAAACGUUUCUUCUAUAGGGUUAACAGAGUUAUUAACUGAAUCAAAAAAGGAAUUCAAGUCACAUUCUGAAAGAUGAGAUUGAUAUAGUGAACUGUAGAAAGAGUAUUUUCUUAUUAAUCACUUCAAGAUCAUCAGAUAUAGUGUCAUUUACAUAGAUGGAUGUAAUACUAUUCCUAGUCUGCCUACUCUUCUCCAAAUGAAAGAAUUAAGAUGUGUUUUUUUCUCACCUUUUUCCAUCCAUUUGGCCUUUCAACGGAUGAAGGCACCCUGUUCCUUUUUCAUCUUCAUUUAAAUCAAGUUUAUUGCUCAGCCUGUUAAUAUCAACUUGGAGGAUCUUUUCUGAGCUAGCAUUUUACCAGUAGUGAUGGCAAGACAUUGAAUUCUGAAUUUAAUAAUUUCCCAUUUGUUAUUAGAAGAAAGAGCAGGAUCGAGACGGGUCUCUUUGAUAAGAGCUUUAGACUGAGUCAUUUUGUUUACAUUCUUUAAAAGAAAAGAGUUACAUUUCCAGUAUGCUUUAGAAAAUCUCUUGUCAUUAUCAAAAGGAAAGAAUAAUGGAACAAUGGUCUGUCAGAGGAGCUGAGGAAAUACUACAUUCACUGACAAGAUUGAUAAGAUUGGAUGAUACCAACCAAUUAUCAAUUCUAGAUUUUAAUUGUCUGUCGCUAGUUGUAGAGUUGAACCAAGAAAAUUGUUUUAAAGUUGGAUUCUGUGAACGCCAAAUGUCGGAAAGUUGAAAGUUGGAGCAGAAAUGUAGAAUGAAGUUAUUAAAACAAUGGGCUGAAUGCCUGAUGGGAUACCUAUCCAUCCAGUAAUCAGGAGCAACAUUAUAAUCACCUCCAGCAAUAAUGUUAUCUGUAGAAUAUUUGUUUUUCAAUUAAGACUUCACUAAUAGAUGUUAGAAGAAUAUUGUUUUUUGACUGUAUGUUAUAACCAUAAAUAUUUACCAAUAUGUAACAUGACCCUUUAUAUUCGAAAACAAUAGUUAUCAAGUGACCCUCAGCAUCACACCUGCUUUCUAAAACUGUACCUGGAAACCGUCUGAAAAGUAUUCCCACACCAGCAGAAUGAGAUGAGCCAUGGCUAAAAAUGAUCUUGUCACCCCAUUGUGAAGUCCAAAAUUUGAAGUCAGCAUCUGAGGAACGUGUCUCUUAAAAUAAAAAAACAAUUGCACUUUAAUGAAUCUUUACAAAAACUAAAAAUUGCCUUGCGUUUUAAAUUGUUACGUAAACCCCUGGUGUUCAGGGAUAAAAAGCAAAGAGAAAUGUUGAAGAGAAGAGUAUCCGAGAUAGAGUUGUCUAGAAUAAACAGGGACCCUGAAUAUAAAGGUAGCAUACGCUCUUCAAAAAUGUACUUGACGAACAGUAACGACCGUAGGCGAACAGUAACGACCGUAAAAGGAAAAUAAAUGGAAAGCCCGUGUAAUAACACAUAUUAUAUUAAUAGUUUAGAUCUUCAAUUGAACUCUCAAACUUAAAAUAAAAACAUCUCUGACAGCUAAUCAAGCCAUAUGAAAGAUAAAUGGAGAUUUACUUACAUAAUAUCAAUCUUGAAAUGAAAUGAAUAAAAGCUAACUGAUAUCUUAGUAUGCCAUCAAAUGAGAAUCAAAAAUCAGUGUGCUUACGUUGGUUAAUGUUCACAUUCAAAACUCGCCACUACAGACAGUAUGGCCCUAUGCAAUAUCACCUAUAUGUGGUGUUCAGAUAAACGAUUGCAUGAAUAAACUCACCAGUUGAAACGGUAUAUGGCUUCAUUAGCCUACUACUGUAUAAGCAGGCCAACUCAUGAAGCAUAAAUCAGUCAGUCAUGUGGCUCCACCCUGCGGCCAUCAGUGACAGCAAACCCCUCGCGAAAGGAGGCUUUUUUUCUCCCUGCGUCUUGCCUCAUCGACUUGUGGCCACAGCUUCGCAUGGGCAUCCCUGUCGCGCUUGCUCAAAUCUUCUGCAAAGCAAAUGCCUUUCUCCCUGUAGAUCGGCGCAAGUUUGGCAGCUCUCCACACCUCGUCUCUCACGUUCCUCAACGCAAACAUCAUGAUGACCUGUCUGUGUCUGUUCAUCUCCUUUCUCUUAUCUCUGAGACAGUGUACAACAUUUACAGCGAUGUUCAUAGCAGGGGGAUAUGGAACAACCUUCCCAAUAAUGUCAAUCACAAUCCCUCUGAUAUUCUCACCAUCAGUGGAUGGGCUGGACGUUCAGUCUCAGCCCCCAUCGGCGCUUGUAUCGGUCCUGUUCAUCACUGGCUGUGCGCAGCUUGUUUUCUUUUGUCAGGGCAUCAACUUUAUUUUUCAACAGUUUCACAUCAGUGGUAAUAUCCUUAAUGCCUGCUGCAUUAAACUCUGUAGUUUUGUGGGGUUUCCAAGGUGUCAUUUGGACACCUGUACCGAAGACUAAUUCCUCCGACCUCGGUACCGUUACUUCUGGGAGAGUGUCAAAAUCUUCCAUAUAGUUGACAGUAUCUACCUCGGUUACGACAGUUACCUCUACAUUUUUGCUAGCUUCCAUCUCAGCUAAUGUUACUAGCUAGCUAGUCUUGGCUGAACUUGCUUGAAGUAUAACAAAGUGGAAAAGUGUUGUUCAUUAAACCAAAAAAAGACUACAAAAAUUCAGAGCAUCAAUGUUGUUGAGAAAUGUAGCAAAACGUUUGUAGUUCUCGAUUGAUAAUGUUGUCUUACACUGCGGUAGAAAGGACUAUCAAGACAUAGUGAGCAGCUCACGUUAUAGACAGAAGCAUGCUACAUGGCAGACCAAUCCAAACUCAUCUCCCGGCAUGUCCAGCCCAUCCAUUAUCUCAGACAAUGUUACCUUAAAAGUAUUCUUAACAUAGUUUAGGUUAUGUGAACACCACUGCAUUUUCAAUUGAAUACAAUGCUACUAAAGAUGUUUUAGAUUUGUACAUUAUUGGGGUACUAGUAUUCAGGGCUGGUCCUGGCCGUUCUGCCGCCCUAAGCGAAACAAAAAAUGGCCGCCACUACAAGAAUAAUCCCAGUAAGCAAAAUUAAGUUGAAAAAACGUCUAGAAUAAGUAUUUUUCCAGACGUUGAGGUUGGGUUCAAUUUAAGCUCUAAAUGAAAGUUUAAAAUAGGUAUUUUCUUGUCGUUGAAAAUAGGUAUUUUAUGGAUGUUUAAAUCAGGUACAUUUUUGGUUCUGAAUGAAAGUUGAAAAUAUAUGUCCAGACCGGAAAAAAUCGAAGAAAAAAAAAAGUCGACUUUGACAUUAUGCGGCAUUGUGUGUAGGCCAGUGACAGAAAAAUCUAAAUUCAAUACAUUUCAAAUUCAGGCUGUAACUCAACAAAAUGUGGAAAAAUUCAAGGGGUAUGAAUACUUUCUGAAGGCACAUUGUUUGUGGGGCAUUACUGUGAUGUUUUUAUUUUUUUUUAUUUUAUUUUUUUUAUUUGUUUUUACACAGGGAAGAUACAUGUAUGUUUGUGUGUCUCAUUUUGUAUUGUACGCCUGUCUGUCGGUCUAAUAUUAUUUUUUGCGCUCUGUCCAUCUGUGUCAUAAUAACCAUUAUAUUUGGUGUUGUGGUCUUCAGGUCAUUAGGGAAAUGAUGACUAAUAUUAUUACUUAAUCCCUAAAACCGUAAAUGUGUAAAUAUAUUGCUACUACAAAAUACUGUAGUCAUGUCCUGUAAUAUUUUCUGUAAUGUGUUAUCCCCCCGGUUAUACUAAAUGUUCAGUGAUGACAUUAAGUAUUAAACUUAGUUUGAAAACUUGA
Messenger RNA from Salmo salar (Atlantic salmon), 9239 nucleotides. RefSeq names its product Bisphosphoglycerate mutase (gene pmge). Gene Ontology annotation, molecular function: intramolecular phosphotransferase activity. NCBI's taxonomy places the organism in Eukaryota, Metazoa, Chordata, Actinopteri, Salmoniformes, Salmonidae. The record is from RefSeq and is a predicted model, not a curated record. Gene Ontology annotation, biological process: glycolytic process.